Molecule: messenger RNA, 462 nt
Organism: Aspergillus novofumigatus IBT 16806
Lineage: Eukaryota; Fungi; Ascomycota; Eurotiomycetes; Eurotiales; Aspergillaceae
Exons: 3
Coding region: 93-329 (78 amino acids)
Source: RefSeq, a predicted model, not a curated record
AAAACUUCGACCUUUGAUCUCCUUCAGAAAACAAAAAAACAAAACCAAAAAAAGAGGGCCACGCUCUAUAGUCACAUUUCUUGCCAGCCACCAUGGGUAACGGAGCCAAAGCCGCCUCUAAGCGUGAUCGCAAUGCCAAAGAUGCCAAAAGUACUGCAAAAUCUCAGCUGAAAGUGAACGAAGCUGCCAAGGACAUCAUAUGCAUUACUUGCAGGCAGACCUUCCUCAAGACCACGCGUGCUCCGGCUCUGACUGAGCAUGCCUCAAAUAAGCACAACAAGACGCUUCAGGAUUGUUUUCCUGGCUUUGUAGAAGCCCCUAAGAAAUGAGCACGGGACGUUGCACUUUGGUCGAUGACUCUAAAACUUAUGGGGAAUAUGUGCAUCCUACGAGUCGGGAGAAUUUGCUUUUUCUUUGUGUUUGUAAGCGGAAGUGAUAGCGAUGAUGUAGCAUGAAUAGACC